Messenger RNA from Capsella rubella, 4275 nucleotides. Its product is annotated as disease resistance protein TAO1. The record is from RefSeq and is a predicted model, not a curated record. Lineage: Eukaryota; Viridiplantae; Streptophyta; Magnoliopsida; Brassicales; Brassicaceae. Gene Ontology annotation, biological process: defense response; signal transduction. Bases 1 to 4275 code for a protein of 1424 amino acids. Gene Ontology annotation, molecular function: ADP binding; protein binding. The transcript is spliced from 6 exons.
AUGGUAAUGGAUUCUUCCUUUUUCCUUGCAACGGUUACUGCUACUGCAAUAGGCUUCUUCACGCUUUUUAGAAAGUUUAAAAUCCAUCAAGAAAAAAAAGAUGCGGGUUCUUCUUCUACAUCUCCCCCAUCUGCUUCAUCGUCUUCUACAUCUCCUCUACCUGUUUUGUCCUCUUCAACAUCACCUCCAUCUGCUUUGUCUUCUUCAACAUCUCAUCCAUCUGCGUUGUCUUCUUCAACAUCUCCUUCAUCUUCUUUGUCUUGCAACUGGACUCACCAUGUCUUUGCGAGCUUCCGUGGGGAAGACAUUCGCAGAAACUUUCUCAGUCACAUUCAAAAGGAGUUUAAAAGAAAAGGAAUCACUCAUUUCAUCGAUAAUGGGAUCAGGAGAGGAGAAUCCAUUGGUCCCGAACUCAUUAAGGCCAUUAGAGGAUCUAAGAUCGCGGUUGUCUUGCUUUCAAGAAAUUAUGCUUCUUCAAAGUGGUGUCUUGACGAAUUAGUGGAGAUUAUGGAGUGCAAGCAAAAGUAUGGUCUAACAGUGUUUGUCAUUUUCUAUGAAGUUGAUCCAUCCCAUGUUAAGAAGCUGACCGGAGAAUUUGGAGAUGUCUUUGAGAAAACUUGUAAGGGUAGAACAAAGGAGGACAUUAGGAGAUGGAGAGAAGCUUUUAAGGAAGUGGCUACAAUUGCUGGUUACGAUUCAAGAAAAUGGGAAACUGAAGCUGCCAUGAUUGAAGAAAUAGUCAUUGAAAUUUUCAAAAGAUUGUUUAGUUACACACCAUCAAGUGAUCUCAAUGGUUUAAUUGGGAUGGGGGCUCAUAUGGAAAAUAUGAAGCAAUUGCUUUGCCUGGGUUCAACAGAUGAAAAGAGGGUGGUUGGGAUUUCAGGUCCUUCUGGUAUUGGUAAGAGCACCAUUGCUAGAGUUCUAUAUAAUCAAAUCUCUAAUCAUUUUGAACUGAAUGUUUUCAUGAAAUUCGAACCAAGUUAUCCAAGCCCAAUUUCUUCGGAUGAUCACGAUGUUAAGUUGCAAUUAGAGCAGCAGUUUCUCUCUCAAUUAACUAACCAAAAGGAUAUCAAGAUUCAUCAUUUAGGAACUGCAGAAAACUUUGUGAUGGGCAAGAAAGUGCUUAUUGUUCUUGAUGGGGUGGAUCAAUUAGUACAAUUACUUGCCAUGCCAAAAGCGGUAUGCCUCGGUCCUGGAUCUUGUAUUAUCAUCACAACACAAAACCAAAAACUUUUGGAGGCAUUUAAGAUCAACUCUAUCUAUAACGUGAAUCUUCCACCACAUGUUGAGGCUCUUCAAAUAUUCUGCAUGAAUGCUUUUGAUCAAGAUUCCCCUUAUGAUGGUUUCGAGAGGCUUGCUUGGGAAGUGACAGGACUUGCUGGUAGGCUCCCUUUAGGACUUAGGGUUAUGGGUUCUCAUUUUCGAGGAAUGUCCAAGAAAGAGUGGAAAGCAGAACUACCAAGGUUAAGGGUUCGCCUUGAUGGAAAAAUUCAUAGUACUUUAAAGUUUAGUUACGAUGCCUUAAACGAAGAAGACAAAGAUUUAUUUCUCCAUAUAGCCUGCUUUUUCAACGAAACCAAAGAAGGCAUUGAUCAUACUUUUGAAGAUACUCUUCGACACAAUUUCUCGAACGUGCAUCAAGGGCUUCAAGUAUUAAUUCAGAGAUCUCUUAUAUCCAAGAAGACACAUCAACCGAUGCAAACUCUACUUGUUCAACUGGGUAGAGAAAUUGUUCGUAACAAAUCCAUUUAUAAGCCUGGGAAACGUCGGUUUUUGGUUGAUGCUGAUGAGAUUUGUGAAGUAUUCACUGAUCAUACGGGUAGUAAAAGUGUUAUAGGCAUAAAUUUGAACUUUUCUGUGGAGGUGGCCGACAAAUUAAUACUAAGUGAGAGAGCUUUCGAAGAAAUGCCUAAUCUUGAACUUUUUAGAUUCGGUACUGGCGUUGACGGAAUAUUACACUUACCACAAGGUCUUAACUAUCUACCUCCAAAACUCAGAAUUCUAGAUUGGGACUAUUCGCCAAUGACAUGUUUUCCUUCUAAAUUUAAUCCGAAGUUUCUUGUCAAGAUAAUAUUGAGAAACAGCAAGCUCGGGAAACUAUGGGAAGGAAUUCAACCGCUCAUCAAUCUCAAAGUGCUGAGUUUAGGAUGUUCAAGAAAUUUGAAGAAGCUUCCUAAUCUCUCAAGGGCCACUAAUCUCCUAACACUGAAUCUUGCUAGUUGCUCAAGUUUGAUAGAACUUCCUUCCUCGAUUGGAAAUGCUACUAAUAUCCAGGGCUUAGGUUUAUCAGGUUGCUCAAGUUUGAUAGAACUUCCUUCCUCUAUUGGAAAUGCUACUAAUAUCCAGAGCUUAGAUUUAUCAGGUUGCUCAAGCCUAGUGAAACUUCCCUCAUCUAUUGGUAAUAUCACAAACCUCCAGAAAUUAAAUCUCUGCGGAUGCUCAAGUCUAGUUGAGCUUCCCUCAUCUAUUGGAAAUCUUAUCAAUCUCCUAGAAUUAGAUAUUUCUAUAUGCUCAAGCUUACUGGAGUUUCCCUCAUCUUUUGGAAAUAUCGUUAAUCUCUCGAAAUUGGAUAUUAGUGAAUGCUCAAGCUUACUAAAGCUUCCCUCCUCUAUUGGAAAUAUCAUCAAUCUCCAUGAUUUGGAGAUCUAUGAAUGCUCAAGCCUAGUGGAGCUUUCCUCUUCUAUUGGAAAUAUCACUAAUCUUCAGGGAUUGAGUUUACGUGGUUGCUCAAGCCUAGUGCAGCUUCCCUCCUCUAUUGGAAAUCUUGUUAAUCUCCAAUAUUUGAAUCUCAAAGAAUGCUCAAGCCUAGUGGAAUUGCCCUCCUCUAUUGGAAAUAUCGUUAAUCUCCAAUACUUAGAUCUCAAUGGUUGCUCUAGCCUAGUGGAGCUUCCUUCGUCUAUUGGAAAUAUCGUUAAUUUUUAUAUAAAUCUCACUGGAUGCUCAAGCUUAGUGGAGAUUCCCGCAUUUAUUAGUACUAUCAUGAAAAACCAGAAAUUGUAUCUUUGUGGAUGCUCAAGUAUAGUGGAGCUUCCCUCCUCUAUUGGAAAUAUGGUCAAUCUCCAGACAUUGGAUCUUGGUGAAUGCUUUAGCAUAGUACAGCUUCCUUCAUCUAUUGGAAAUAUCAUUAAUCUUCGGAAAUUGAAUCUCCGUAAAUGCUCAAGCCUACUAGAGCUUCCCUCCUCUAUUGGAAAUAUUGUUAAUCUCCGGAAAUUGAUUCUAAGUGAAUGCUCAAGCCUAGUAGAGCUUCCCUCGUCUAUUGGAGAUAUUGUUAAUCUUGAGAAACUGGAUCUCCGUGGAUGCUCAAGCCUAGUGGAUCUUCCCUCAUCUAUUGGUAAUAUCGUUAAUCUCCAGAAUUUGUAUCUCAGUGGAAGUUCAAGCUUAGUGGAGCUUCCCUCCUCUAUUGGAAAUAUCACCAGUCUCCAAGAAUUGGAACUCAGUGAUUGCUUAGUAGAGAUACCAUGUUUUAUUGGAAACCUCCGUAUGUUGAAGAAGUUGAGUUUACGAGGAUGCUCAAAGGUAGAGGUUCUUCCAAUCAACAUCAUCUUGGAUUCUCUAGAAGAACUUGAUGUUACGGGUUGCUCGCAAUUUACAUAUGUUCCUGCAUGGAUCAAUGGAAUGUCUCAUUUACGUCGACUUGUACUAAAAAAAUGCAUGAAGCUCGUAUCACUCCCGCAGCUUCCAUGUUCUCUAUCAAUUUUAGAUGCGGAAAACUGUGAGUCUUUGGAGACACUUACUUGCUCCUUUCCCAAUCCCGAAGUUUGUCUAAGAUUUAUUGACUGCUGGAAACUGAAGGAAAAUGGGAGAGAUAUUAUUAUCCAGACAUCGACAAGUCAAUUCGCAAUCUUUCCAUGUAGAGAAAUGCCUGCGUUCUUCACUUACCGAGCUACUACUGGAAGUUCUCUGGUCGUGAAGUUUAAUCCAAGGCGUAUUCCUAUACAUUUGAGAUUUAAGGCUUGCCUCUUACUGAUUAAUAAGGGUGAUAAAUCUGAUUACAAGGAAGUGUUGCCGAUAAGGGUUAAUAUCGUAGACAUACAAAGAGGCUCCGGGUAUCACUUAGUUGGCCAACAUCUAAGUCCACUUUUAACGGAGCAUCUGUACACAUUCGAAGUUGAAGUAAGAAAUGUGGAUCACCAAUUCAGAUAUGACUUUAGAAGUGUGGAAUGCAUGGAGAUUUUAUUUAAGUUUGAAGUCGACAAUGACAGAUGGAAGAUACGUGAAUGCGGGAUACGCCCACUCUUGGAAGAGGACACUUAUGUUGAACGUUCUAUAGAAUGA